UACGGGUAGGAGAAAAAAAAAUCACGCUGUUUUGAAUGGGAGACAACAAUAACAAGAAGAAGAUAAAAUAAUUUAUCGAUGAGCGAGUUUAAUUUAAUGUUUCUGUAGAUGUUUUAGAAGAAGCGAAUGGCGUCGACUCUGCUCUCUCCAAUGGUGGAUUAUUACAACGACGAAGAGGAGCUGGACAGCGUGGACGAGGACGAUGACCGGAGUUUCAGAGGCAGAGACUCAGAGGAAGACACUGAAGACGCCAGUGAAACGGACCUGGCCAAACAUGACGAGGACGACUACGUGGAGCUCAAAGAGCAGAUGUACCAAGACAAGCUGGCGUCGCUAAAAAGGCAACUGCAACAACUUCAAGAAGGCACUCUGCAGGAGUAUCAGAAGAGGAUGAAGAAACUCGAUCAGCAGUAUAAAGAGAGACUCCGUAACGCAGAUCUCUUCCUCCAACUUGAGACGGAGCAGGUGGAAAGAAACUACAUCAAAGAGAAGAAAGCCGCGGUGAAGGAGUUCGACGACAAGAAAGUGGAGCUGAAGGAGAAUUUAAUUGCAGAGCUGGAGGAGAAGAAGAAGAUGAUCGAGAAUGAGAAGCUGACAAUGGAGCUGACGGGAGAUUCCAUGGAGGUAAAGCCCAUCAUGACGCGCAAGCUGAGGAGGCGACCCAACGAUCCCGUCCCCAUUCCCGACAAACGCAGAAAACCUGCUCCAGCUCAGCUAAACUAUUUACUCUCAGAGGAGCAAAUAAUGGAGGACCUGAGGACGCUAAACAAGCUUAAGUCACCGAAAAGACCAGCUUCCCCGUCUUCUCCUGAACAUCUUCCGACCACGCCCAUGGAAAGCCCUACUCAGCGUUACGAGGCACGGAUAGAAGACGGGAAACUUUACUACGAUAAAAGAUGGUACCAUAAAAGUCAGGCCAUCUAUCUGGAGUCGAAGGACAACACCAAGAUCAGCUGCGUCAUCAGUUCUGUAGGAACUAGCGAGAUCUGGGUGAGGAAAACCAGCGACAGUACGAAGAUGAGGAUUUAUUUAGGUCAGCUCCAGCGCGGUGCCUUCAUCAUCAGACGCCGUUCAGCAGUGUAGAGACACUUUCCCCUUCCUCAUCCUCAUCAUUUCAGUCUUCUCUUCAUCCUGUCAUAUUUGCGCUCCAUCCGUCUCUCUCUCUCUUUCUCUGUUUCUCUCUUAGACAUAAUGCAGAGAAAUAAAUUUUCAGCUCUCUGCUGUGACCUUCUCACUCCUCUCUGCUCGCUAUAGCAGGUCUCUCCGAAAGCUUUGAGACUGUCUAUGAAAUCUUCAACGCUUCCCUUGCUCAUUCACAAUCAUGUGUCACACCGCUCUCCUGACUGUGCCAAGUUUCAUCAGAGGGAGGAAAAGGAGAACACAAACGCAUCUCACCAUUUUCUUGUACAGUUUUUUUUUUUCUUUUUCUUUAAAUACAAGUCAGAGUCAUAACGCAAACACUGAACUUACCAGAACGCAUAUGGUUAAGAGUCAUUUUCAUUAAUUAAGCCGUGUUUCCAGAUGAGUUUGAGAAUGAGACGGAGAUGGGUUCCCAGGUUAACAUACAGUAUCAGUCAUAUCCUGCCGAGAUUUUUUUUUUUUAAAUGCUUGGCUUUACAAAAAAAUUAAAAAAUAAUAAUGGACACUUGCAGUAUUCCACAACUGUGGUUUGGUUUGUCUGUGCAUCUUUGGUUUCACCCUCGGCCUGUUUUGUUUCUGUAAAUAUUAACAUGCCCGUUUGUUUUUGUCCUUACUUGUCCUUGCAAAGUCGACAAGGAGGACGUUGUUAAAAUACAAUUUUAAAUAAAGAAUUUUUCUUUUUGAA
Messenger RNA from Clarias gariepinus (North African catfish), 1825 nucleotides. RefSeq names its product SDS3 homolog, SIN3A corepressor complex component (gene suds3). Gene Ontology annotation, cellular component: Sin3-type complex. Lineage: Eukaryota; Metazoa; Chordata; Actinopteri; Siluriformes; Clariidae. The transcript has 12 exons. Gene Ontology annotation, molecular function: histone deacetylase binding. The record is from RefSeq and is a predicted model, not a curated record. Gene Ontology annotation, biological process: negative regulation of transcription by RNA polymerase II. The coding region runs from base 127 to 1083 and encodes 318 amino acids.